GCGGGCGUGGCUGGGAAGCACGGGCUGCUCUGUCUCCUGUCGGACCGGAUCGACAAAGAGGUCCUCGACGCAGCAGGGCCCAACCUUAAAAUAAUCAGCACGCUGUCUGUGGGGGUUGACCAUCUGGCUCUCGAUGAAAUCAAAAAGCGCGGAAUCCGUGUGGGCUACAUCCCAGACAUCCUGACGGACGCCACGGCCGAGCUGUCGGUGGCUCUGCUCUUAGCCGCGUGUCGCCGGCUGCCAGAGGCGGUGGAGGAAGUGAAGAAUGGUGGCUGGACCACGUGGAAACCUCUGUGGCUGUGUGGGUACGGGCUGUCCGGUAGCACCGUUGGCAUCGUGGGGCUGGGGAGAAUAGGGCAGGCAGUGGCACGCCGUCUAAAGCCGUUUGGGGUCAAGACAUUUCUGUAUACGGGAACCCGCCCCAAACCAGAGCGCGCCGUGGAGUUUCAAGCCCAGUUUGUCCCACUGGCCAAGCUGGCGGAGGAGUCGGACUUCGUUGUGGUCACCUGUUCCUUAACUCCGGGCACUGAAGGAAUGUGCAACAAGGACUUCUUCGGCCGCAUGAAGAAGACGUCCGUGUUUAUCAACACGAGCCGGGGAGCCGUGGUGAACCAGGAAGACCUGCACCAGGCGUUGGUGAGUGGCCAGAUUGCCGCGGCUGGUCUGGAUGUCACAAGCCCGGAGCCGCUGCCUACAGACCACCCGCUGCUGUCCCUGAAGAACUGCGUGAUUCUGCCUCACAUUGGAAGCGCCACCUUUGCCACCCGGAGCGCCAUGGCCGUGCAGGCCGCGCACAACCUCCUGGCUGGCCUGAGGGGGGAACGCCUGCCCAGUGAGCUCCAGCUGUGACGAGAGCCCGGGACAGCGCUGGCUCGGCAGGGCCCGGCCUUGGAGCAGCCGCAGCGCCCAGAGCAGCAGGACGACGCAGCCUGUGGCAAAGCUGCUGCUGGUGCCUCGCAGCAUGUAGAACUGAUUAAAGCAGGCUGGUGUAA
Messenger RNA from Pelodiscus sinensis (Chinese soft-shelled turtle), 992 nucleotides. The record is from RefSeq and is a predicted model, not a curated record. NCBI's taxonomy places the organism in Eukaryota, Metazoa, Chordata, Testudines, Trionychidae.